Molecule: messenger RNA, 1869 nt
Organism: Naegleria fowleri
Lineage: Eukaryota; Heterolobosea; Eutetramitea; Acrasida; Naegleriidae
Exons: 8
Coding region: 1-1869 (622 amino acids)
Biological process (GO): amino acid metabolic process
Molecular function (GO): protein binding; asparaginase activity
Source: RefSeq, a predicted model, not a curated record
AUGCAACCACAACAACACACGGGUAGAGAUUCUGACUUGGAAGCUGCUGCCUCAACCUCGGAUGCGCUGAAUGCUUCUUCCGAAAGGAUACAGCAACAACCAUUGCUGAUGAUGCAAGAGCACACUCCAUUGUUGCAUCUUGACAAGAUUCAACAUUUCCAUCAACAAGAACAACAUGAAAGCAACGACGACGACAUGAAUCAUAACAAUUAUGAUCAACAGCAACCAACCACCAAUUCCAACAAUACGAACAACAACAACAACAAUAAUCAUCAUCAUUCAUCGGAAAUUCCAAAAGGACCCAAAUUAAGCCCCCGAUUCAAAAGAAAGAUCUUUAUCAAAGAAGACUCUCAUAAGCCUCUCGUUUCAUCCUCUUCAUUAAUUUCCAUUCCCGUCGUCCCAGUUGUUGAUUUACCUUCUGCUGCCUUGAGUAUCACCAAAAUCCUCGCCAUCUACACCGGAGGUACCAUUGGUAUGAAAAAGUUUUCAGAUGGCUAUCAUCCUGUGAGAGGUUAUUUACGUAAAAAGUUGGCUCAAUUAUCUCAAUUCAAUGAUGCUCGACAUCGAAAGUUAUAUUUGAAAAUGGCUGGAGUGAUCAAUGAUCAAGAUACGGAAGAAACUGAAAGAGCCAAAAUGGAUCAAUGGUUUUCAACUCCGAGAAGUGAUGAUGGAUGUGUUGCUUUGUAUCAAUUAUUGGAAUUUGACCCAAUUUUGGAUUCAAGUAAUAUGGGAUAUAAAGAUUGGGUGAAAAUUGCUCAAUGUAUUUCGGAUCAUUAUGAUGAUUAUGAUUGUUUCAUUGUAUUGCACGGAACAGAUACCAUGUGUUACACAGCUUCUGCUUUAAGUUUUAUGUUUCGACAUUUAGCCAAGACAGUUAUUUUGACAGGUUCUCAAAUACCCAUUUCACAGACAAGAAAUGAUGGAUUCGAUAAUUUAUUAGGAGCUAUCACCAUUGCCUCAAAAUUAUACAUUCCAGAAGUUUGUGUUUUUUUCCAUAACAAGUUAUUUAGAGGAAAUAGAUGUACCAAGAUGGAUGCUGGAGAUUUAAGUGCUUUUGAUUCUCCAAAUAUUGCACCACUAGUGAAACUUGGUAUUGAUAUGGAAGUCAAUUGGGCCUUGAUUCGACCUCCACCAGGACAAAAUCAAGAAUUUCGAAUGAUUCCAAUUUCAAAUAGCAAUGUUGGUAUGCUGAGAAUAUUUCCUGGUAUUAGUACAAGCUUAAUGUCAAACUUCUUCUUGCCUCCAACGGAAGGAGUUGUUAUGCUAUCGUAUGGAGUUGGAAAUGUACCCUCUACCAGAUCUGACUUCUUGAAAUGCAUCAAAGAAGCAACAGAAAGAGGAGUAGUAAUUGUGAAUUGCACACAAUGCUUCAAAGGAGCUGUGUCUGCCUCUUAUAAAACAGGCUCAGUAUUAUAUGAGCUUGGUGUUGUGAGUGGAUCAGACAUGACACCAGAGGCAGCCGUCACGAAAUUAAUGUAUUUAAUAAGCUGUGAUAUGGAUCUCGAGGAAGUGAAACGACUACUAACAGUGGACCUUCGAGGUGAAUUAACCAAGGUUGUUCCUGUUUCGAAAUAUUCUCUUCGAGAGAGGGGUUUUGUCAGUGCCGUUUGUAAGGCCUUAAAUUUCCACGGUGGAGAAUCUGACAUGAAGGAAGUGAGUGAUGCUUUAUUGCCCGUGAUUAUGUGCAAUCUUGGAGCGAUUGGAGCUGUAGACGAAAUGAGAAGAUUAUUGGAAGUUGAAGGUGUUGAUCCAAAUAUACAGGACUAUGACAAACGUACCGCUCUGCAUUUAGCUGCUGUAGAAGGACAACUCAAUAUGGUACAACUUUUGGUGGAAUACGGAGCUGACAUUAAUUGCAAAGAUAGGUGA